AUGGAGAAGCCUAUAAUACCUCAUAUUCGCACGGAAUCUCUUCCCUCUACUGAUCAUCACAAUCCGCUACAACUCAACGACGAGCAAAACUCUCCCCCGCCGAUCAGUCCCAUCUCUCCCUCUGCAUCCAUACUAUUUAGACGACCAUUUAGAAGCAGGAUACUCUUCAAAGCUGGCCACAGGCUCUUUAAGAGAACAAAGUCUCAUGAGCACUUGGCAUCACAUUCACAUGCACACACCAAGAGGACAUAUUUGUCCAAGGGAAUCAGAAGAUUCCUGAUCUGGACUGGAAUACUCAGCUUUGUUAACUGGCGGUACUGGACAGGUGCCGUUAAUCAGCCCUUGGUCUGCAACAUUGUUGGAAUGCGUUGUCCUACUUGGCCUAUUGGAGGUGUUAUCAAGGAAGGAUUCGAGAGUGUUGGUGAAGCAUUUUGGCAGAACUUUCAGGAUGGUUAUGAAGUGGGUGCCAGUUUUGUCGCUUAUGUUGGAGAAGAACCUGUGGUUGACUUGUUUGGAGGUUACCACUCGCGUCUCUUCAAGAGAAAAUAUACCAACGAAUCUCUUCAGAUCGUAUUCUCAUCGUCCAAAGCCGUAGAAGGAAUUGCUAUAGCUUAUCUAGUAGAUCGAGGAAAGCUAGAUUAUAAUGAACGCAUCGCUGCAUAUUGGCCUGAAUUCGCCCAAGGGAACAAGGAAAACGUCACUUUAGCUCAUCUUUUAGGUCAUAGAGCAGGUGUCACUUACCUUGACAACGACAACCAGCCUACUCUCCAGGAAAUAUCUGAUCUAGAUCAAAUGGCCGAACUACUAGCUCGUCAACCUCAUAAUUUCAACGGAAGUGUGGUGCAAGGCUACCAAGCUGUCACCAGAGGUUGGUAUCUCAAUGAAAUUGCCAGACGAGUAGAUGGUAGAACGUUAGGUCAGAUCAUUAGGCAAGAUAUAAUGCCAGGACUCGAUGUCGAAUUCUAUCUUGGUCUGCCACAAGACAAAGAAAAUCGAGUAUCGCCCAUCAUGGGUUAUCCAGCUCUACGAACUAUGGCCAAACUCUUGCUGCCGUCUCGAUUCCAAACCGAACCACUGCCACCAACAGUUCGUCGAGCUCUCUUUGACUCGAGCAGUAUCAGUUAUAAAGCUACCCGUGGCAGCUCACCUAAACAGAUUCGACCAUGGCCGCAUUCUCAUAACCGUAGAGAAGUGUGGGCUUCGGAAGGUCCGUCAUAUGGCGGAAUCACGAACGCGAAAAGUCUGGCCCGUCUGGCUGCGGUUAUGGCUAAUGGAGGUAGUUUUGAUGGGUUUACACUGAUUAAAAACCACUCCACAAUGAGGUCUACCGAGAUACCAUUGCCUCGACUGCCUGAUGUUGUAUUGCACCGUAACUUGACUUUUGCUACUGGAGGUUGGGCUCUUGAUGUGCGUUUUCCUGAAGCUGAAGACAUUGGAUGGGGUAAGAAGCUUGUCUUGUUUCCAUGUCAUACAUGGGCAGGUGCGGGUGGAAGUAUGAUUUGGUGGAAUCAAGAACGUCGUAUUGCCUUUAGCUAUGUCAUGAACUCUGCCGAGUUUGGAACUACUGGCGACAAACGCUCUCAUCGUCUAAUUUCCGAGCUAGUCAAAUGUCUCAAAAACAUAUCUGAUGGUAGAAAGGCUGGUGGACAACUGAAAGAUUGGGAUGAAUUCGAAUUUGGAAAGCGGCCUGUCAAGGUUGCGCCCGUGGUGCCGCUUGAAGAUGCUUCCCUUGACAAGAUGCCUGUGGACGUGCUCAAGGAACUCUGA
Synchytrium microbalum is the source of this 1767-nucleotide messenger RNA. RefSeq lists its product as uncharacterized. The coding region runs from base 1 to 1767 and encodes 588 amino acids. Lineage: Eukaryota; Fungi; Chytridiomycota; Chytridiomycetes; Synchytriales; Synchytriaceae. The record is from RefSeq and is a predicted model, not a curated record. The transcript has 5 exons.